Molecule: messenger RNA, 2345 nt
Organism: Daucus carota subsp. sativus
Lineage: Eukaryota; Viridiplantae; Streptophyta; Magnoliopsida; Apiales; Apiaceae
Product: probable nucleoredoxin 1
Exons: 5
Coding region: 110-1888 (592 amino acids)
Source: RefSeq, a predicted model, not a curated record
AGAUAAAACUACCCUCAAUCUAUAAUUUGACAACAUGUUUAUCCCCUUUUCUAUCUAUUCUGUAUAAACUCGUCCAUUUGAGAAGAACGAAGAAGAAGAAUUGGCAGCAAUGGUGGCAUCGAUGUGUUUGAGAAGAUUGAUGUGCCGGAGAAAAGAAUUCGCGACGAAUUAUAAUAAUUUUAACAAUUAUAAUACAACAAAAGUAUCAACCUCCAGAGCAAAAGAAAGAUGUGACAAGAGAAUUGAAAAAGGAGAUUUUGUUGAUUUAUCAACACUUCUGUUCACUGCAAACAGAGAUUACCUAGUCAAGUACAAUCACCCCCAACAGGUUAGGGCUGAGCAGUUGGCAGGAAAGGUUAUCGGUAUAUACUUUCUGCCACUACGUUUCCUUUAUGAUCGUGAUGGUAACGAGCACAGCAAAGCCUUAAUGGGGACAUAUAAUGAUUUGAAGUCUAAGAACUGCUUUGAGGUUGUUUUGGUGGUGGUUGAUGAAGAAGAUGUUACAAACGAGCCUGGAAAAAUAAGUUUCAAUCCUUCUCUUGAAGGAAAAUUGCAAGAUAUAUUUUCCCGAACUCCAUCGUGGCUUGCAAUUCCAUUCUCAGAUAUAACAUCAAGACAGCGUUUGAAAAGAAAAUUUGGUUUCUUUGGUGAAUUAUAUUAUCCUAAGGUGGUUCUCAUUGAUUCAGCAGGGAUGGUUUUGGACACUUCUCCUGAAAAACUAUUUCAGACCUAUGGAUAUGAGGCUUAUCCUUUCAGCGAUGAAAGGAUAUCAUUCUUGAAAAUUGGAGAUAAAACAGCCUUUAGCCAGCCCUCUUUAAAAUCACUUCUGGGCUCCUCAGAACGUGACUUUGUCAUCUCAAACAAAGGGUACAAGGUUCCGAUUUACACUCUUGAAGAUAAGGUGGUUGCCCUAUUUUUUUAUGAGGAUGGUUAUUCACCUGAUCACUUUACAAGCAAACUGAAGAUGUAUUAUGCAGAAUUGAAAAGGAGGAAUGAAAAUUUUGAGGUUAUCCUACUUUACCUUUAUGACACAUAUCUAACUAUAAGUUCCACAAGUGAAGAAACAUUCCGGAAAACUUUUAAUACUAUGCCUUGGCUGGCUCUCCCAUAUAAAGACCCGGCUGUUAAGAAGUUGAGGCGGGUUUUUGGUUAUCCCUACGAGGAAGAGGAUGAAUCUCUAUAUGAUCCUACCCUUGUAAUUGUUGGGCCUCGUCCAGAUAUCAUCGAGCCAGGUUUGGCAACCAUCUUGAGGGGAUAUGACGCAAACCUAUUCAUGUAUGAGGAAUCUAAAAAGCCAGAGGGGGGAAGAGUUUGGGAACUGAAGUUGGAGAUGCUCUGUAGUUCAGAGACUGUCUUCCAAAAAAAUGAUGGGUCCCAGGUUCAAUUCUCUCAGCUUGCGGGAAAGAGAAUCAUAUUUUUGUUCGAGGGUGAUUAUCCUGAAUAUGAUGGUGUCUAUUUCCGAAAGACUUUAGAAAAGAAGUAUAUGCAUAUGAAGGGCACUGCUGAUGAGUUUGAAGUGAUAUAUUUUCCCAAUAGCAAAGAUAAGAACUAUAAACGAGUUGCUGAUGUGCCAUGGUUGGUAUCAUGUUCAGUUGAGUUGUUACCCGGAUGCUCUGAUUUUCUUUCUUUCUAUGGUAAAAGCUGCAACCGUUACCAAUCUUCAUUUCUUCUUGCCUUUGACCGAGAUGGAAGUCUUGUAAGAAAGACCAUAUCUCCUCAGUUCGGAAAUAAUUAUUUUCCCUUUUAUGCUGAUGACGUUGAAACAGAGGCCUUUGAUUUCUGCUGGGACACCCUUUUUGAGGGUUUACUGAGACACUCAAUUAAACAGAUUUAUUUUACAGCGGGAGACCUCCUGUUUUGUGUUUAUUGUUACCAAUGGACGCAUUAAUUUUGAAGUAUCAUCGAGUAAUCUAGGGAACACACCUUGAAUUUGUCUUGGCUUAAUAACUGUGUGUGGUUUUUUUAAGGUUAGGUGUAGUUUGUAUGAACUUAUUGAUAUUUAUUCCGUUUCAAAAUGAAAUGAACUAAGCAUGCUUUAAUGAAUUAGAAAUUUUUUCUGCAUCAUUGAAUGUCAAUAUUUUGUAUAUUGAAUACAGUACAAUUAAAUUUUUAAUAGAAUUCCAAAGGCUAAUCUACUAUCUACUCUAUUUAUUAUUGGAGAACAGCUUAGGUGUUCCUGAGCAAAUUUAUUUACUGCAAAACUACACAAAUAUCCGACCCUGCUUCCUAGCCUAAAUGCCUAAUCCACUCCUGAGUUCUAAAUCAUAGAUACCUCCUCUGUUUGUCUACCCUGUACCCCUGUCCCAAUUACCUUAGUUCAUCAGUAUAUACCCUGGACUCUGGUA